GUGAGCUCCAAACACUUGGAGUAACAGAAUAUUACAGAGAAAAUCAAACAAUUUCUUUAUAAGUUAAUAUUCUCCUAAUUAGGAACGCAUCACUGAGGUGUCCUCUUAGAUAGGAGUAACGGUUUACGCAAUUAAGUUAAUCACCACCAUGUAUUUGUUCAAAAUUGCACUCUUGGUGCUCGGCUUAGCCGCCGUGACGCUGCCAGCAACAGGUAAGCAGAUUCCUGAAUCUGGUGCCGACCAAAAAUAUCAGUUGUUCAAUAAACAACGAGCACAUGCCGGAAGACGUGCUAAUGAAGAUGUCGGCAGUGGACGUGUAAUCUCACAGGAUCUUAUUAAUAGGAUCGCUGCACUGAAGAAUCCCACUUCUACCACCACUUCGGUUAUUACAUCGACAACAUCUUUUGAACCAUCUACUCCCACAACAACAACUGUUACUCUUAUACCAACGGGAACAGCACCAAUAUCACCACCACCACCACCUCCGCCGCCACCACCACCACCACCACCUCCACCACCGCCACCACCAGCGAAUGAAGAACCAGGCCCCUCUCCACCCGCUACCCGAAAGCGUGUACGAGUUUACUCCAAUUUCAAUGAGGAUUUCGAAAAUGAAGAUGACGAUUUCGUCUUGGCAUUGCACCAACCCAAUAGGAAUUUCAUUGACAAUUACGAACAGGAGGAAGAAAGCGAAAAUGUCCAUGUUGCCGCCAUCGAAGAUGACUCCGCUGAGGAGGCAGGUCGCGCAGCACGUGCUCGCCCAUCGAAUUGGCGUCGCCGUCAGGCGCAACGUCGCCUACAACGUCAACGUCAACGCCAGCGAAAACUAAACAGACGUCGUCGCCAGGCUAUGGUUAAGGCACGUCGUCAACAACGCCGUCGUCAACAGCAACGCCAACAGGUUAAGAAGCAGCAGCGUCGUCAUCGUCGUGUCGGCAAAAAGUCGCGUCGCUCCCACAAACGUAGACGCAUUGUACGAGUAAAGGUUUAAAAAUCAGCCCUCGACAUGUAACACAACGGAUAAUGCAAGUGAAAUAAAGAAACAAACAAUUUGAAUAGUA
This is a messenger RNA of Zeugodacus cucurbitae (melon fly), 1061 nucleotides long. RefSeq lists its product as uncharacterized. Lineage: Eukaryota; Metazoa; Arthropoda; Insecta; Diptera; Tephritidae. The record is from RefSeq and is a predicted model, not a curated record. The transcript is spliced from 2 exons. Bases 149 to 991 code for a protein of 280 amino acids.